Molecule: messenger RNA, 2277 nt
Organism: Podarcis raffonei (Aeolian wall lizard)
Lineage: Eukaryota; Metazoa; Chordata; Lepidosauria; Squamata; Lacertidae
Gene: MPZL3
Product: myelin protein zero like 3
Exons: 6
Coding region: 274-951 (225 amino acids)
Cellular component (GO): membrane
Source: RefSeq, a predicted model, not a curated record
GCAGAGGCAACGCGGCCCGGCAGCGCCCUAGAGAGAUAGGUGGCCUGGCGUCGGCGGCAAUAUCACUGCUCCGUCUCCUGCUUGUGGAACCGGUGACGCCGCAGAGCGCUUGGAUGACUCAGUCGCGACUGGCGUCUUUUCGGCGCCUCUGAGCAUGUGCAGAGUGCCGGCUGCUGGGCAGGGAGUGUCUCUGGGCGGCCAUUUUGAGCCUCUCCCCUCCCUUUCCGGCCUCACCUGGGCGGACAGGUGUCGUCCGAGGAAGUGGCGAGGAAAAUGGGGCUCUCGCGGAAGAAGCCUGGCGGUGGGAUCCUCCUGCUUCUAUGGGCCUUUGCCAGAGUCCACUCCCUGGAGAUCCAGGCUGACUCAGACGUCCAGGCCUUUGUGGGUGAGGCCGUGAUCUUGAAGUGCUGGUUCAAGUCCUCCUUCCCAGUCACAGAGAAGCUCACCAUCGAUUGGACAUACCGACCUCUUGCAGGGGGCAGUUUGGAGCCGAUCUUCCACUACCAGUCAGAUGCCUAUCCAGCUAAGACGGGCACCUUCCGUGACCGGGUAUCCUGGGUUGGAAACGUGGCCAAGCGGGAUGCUUCCAUUAGGAUCAACAACCCAAUGAUGGAUGACAACGGGACGUUCACCUGCGCAGUGAAAAAUCCCCCUGAUGUGCAGCAUAACAUCCCCCAGACUAUGCUGACUGUCACUCAGAGAGGGGCCUCCUUCCAGCUGACGUCAGCUGGGCUUCUCUCCAUCCUGGUCUUCCUCCCCUCAGCCAUUGUGGUGGCCUUGCUCCUGGUUCGAAUGGGCAAGAAGCUCGGGGUGCUGAAGAGCAAGAAGAAGUGCAGCUACAAGAAGUCCUCCAUCGAAGUCUCUGAAGAACCUGAGCGACCUAAGUGCAAGGAGAGGCUGGCCGCCUGGUGUCUGCGAUGUCUGGAUUCAGAUGAUGAGGAUCCUUACUGACUUGAGGACAAAGGUAUUUUUUCUGAAUGUCAUCUGAAGGCCAGCAGGAUACAUCCCAGUGAUUCUUCAAUGAAUGGAACUUUGGCGCUGGACUUCAUGGUGUCAGGAGGGCUCUGAUGGUGUGUGUGAGAUCAGGUUCUACCUCAUGUUGGGGAGCAUCAAGAUGUUACAGCUUCUCUUUGGUUGGUGUGGCUCUUGCCCUGUUUCUCUGGAUGGAGAAUGCAGCCUGUGAGGAUUACAGCUGUCUGUUUGGACUGUUGGGUUCUGGGUAAGAUGACCUGUGCUGAUUGACACUCUUGAGCUGCUGCUUCUCCACACACUGCGUUGAACUCAGCCACCCUUUAGCACUUGACUCAUGAAAGGUAUUACUUGGUCCUCCUCCUCCUUGCCAUAUUUUUGCACAAACCUCCCGUCUAUUUCCUACUCCCGCAGCAGCAGCAGCAACAACAACAACAGCAGCAAUAACAAAAUGCUUGGAAAUGGUGUGGGCACCUUGUGUCUGGUGGCCAGUUACCACUGACAUGGAGAAGUGGAGAAAGGGCUGGGCUAUAUCUGAAGCAGGCAAAUGUUAGUGCCUGCAGUGGCUUGCAGAGAGUUGGGCAGGUAUUCCAUGGCUCAAGGUACCAGAGAGGUUCACUGUGCUUUUCUUUCCAGUGAGAGAGAAGGGCCACUGUGUGAUCUUCUCCUUUGGCUGCUGCCCUUGGCUGCUGGUUCAAAGCCAAGCUGGUCGUAGGCAGUGGAACCAGAGCAGGUAAUGGUGGGGGGACUGGGCUUCCUUGUAAUGAAAGCCAAGUGCGGCAGCUGGCCUUGUGCUGGGGAACCUGGGGCUGGUAUUGUGUUCCUAGGUUCAGGCAUCUUGGAGCUAAAAUGUAAGAAAAGCCUUCAUUUGGAGAUCUAUGCACACCUCAGGAUGUCCCCCAAAGGCACAAGCAUUUGGGAAGCCCUGGGACAAGACUCUAGAGCAGUGGUUCCCAAUUAGCUAAGUACCGUGGACCCCCUACUUUUGAAAAUGUUGUUAUCUCUAUGGCACGUGAAUGGUGCCAUGGACCCUCUGGAUGGGUUACACUGCCUCACUGGGGACUGUGGGCCACCGGUUGGGAGCCCCUGCUCUAGAGGACUGUUCCGCAUUUACUUACAGAAGAAUUUCCUCUUUGUCAGCCUGACUUUCCUCUCCAGAAUUGCUGCUUGUGUGUGUGCAGAUGCCAAUAUGUGCAUUGUCUCCUCCUCUUCCACAGACAUUCAUUCUUCAGUGGGGCCUUUCUGUGGAUAGGGGCUGGGGGAGGAGGAUUCCCAUCUCUCCUGUAGCCAAUAAACAUCUUUUACCAA